GGAUGCCUAUCAUCCUCAGGCUAUGAGGGAUCGCCUAAGUAAGUAAGUAAGUUGGAUUCGCCUGCCAAACUUGUCCAAUGCUACCAUCAAAAGGCAUCCCAAGGAAGCUGCUUCCUUGCCUUGCAGCACUGCAUUAGGAGGUUUGGCCGGUUUUCUCCCUCCUCCAACUUGCAGGUAAAGGGUUACAACAGAGAGUCUCCUAGGACGUCUUCAAUGCAAACUCUGUGUGUGUGUAUGUUUGUUUUUUAAAGGGCUUUUCUUUUCCUCGGUGGUCACAUGACGCCCGGCUGCCCAAUGGCACCCAGGGCAAGCUGCCUAAGAGGUCAGGCAAACUCGCUCCGGGCUGGAAAAAGGGGCAGUUUUGUGAGGCUGCCUUUCUUUCCCUUUUCGCCUUCAAAGGAGGCAGCCCGGCUUUGGCGAUGGGAGAAGCUGAGCAGCAGCCUGGAAGGCGCAGAGGCUGCAGGUGCUAUUGCUCAUCAAGACAGUAAAUCAUGAUCCUCCAGCUCCCACUGAUUUAUUGAUAUCAAACAAGAAGAAUCCAGAUGGGGUGCAGGUGCUGUAAAAUGAUACAAAGCUACAUCUUUGAUCCCCAAGAAGUGCAAACAUCUGAGUACAUCAGUGAAAUAAACAACUACAAGUUUGGCGAGCAAGACAGAAGCAAAUUCAAAAUCAGGCACAACAAUAACAUUCAGGUACAAAAAAAUGAAUUGCAGAAUUCUGAAGUGCAACCAGCAGCAAACAGGAACAAAUUAAACAACACCAAGGAUGCUACUCAAAACCACAGAGAGGCUGCUCUUCUUGGCGAAGGGCUUGGGAACUCUACUGCAAAGUGCAAUGGUAUCCAUUCCUCUCCCGUUCUCAACAAAAAUCAAAGUAAAGAGGUCAACAGCACACAGAGGUGCUCCAGUGAAUUAUCGGAUUCUUCGGAUAAAAGGGUUUCCCAGUCACAGACUUGUGAUAAUCAUGAGACUCAAAAGACUGAAGGUUCUCCAGAGUUAUCAUUAGGAACAGCACAUUCUGUCCACCAUGUGGAAUCUCAGUGUAGAGGUAAAAACACUGCUUCCACUCAAGGUGUCAUACAGAAUGACCGAGGCAUUGGCACCCACCAAACUGGACCCAAUGAUCCUGGCGAUGUUGGGAAACUAAUUGCAGUCAGAAGCAAGAGUCCAUUGAGCCAUCACGCUCAUGCAGAGCAAAGUACAGAAUGCAUGUCCGCGAGCCGGCCUAGUAAAGACCUGACAUGGGAGUCCAAAAGCUGUAAUUUAGGAGAAGAUGCCUGUAGGACAGGCCUGUUAAACCCUUGUUUUGAGGACCAAAUAUCCAGUGAUCCCCCCUCUCCAUGUACCAAGGCAGAUGUAGCAUCAGAAAACAAAUAUGACGGCCAUGAAGAGGCUAAAGGAGAGCCAGAGGAUGAUGAUGCAGAUGUAGCUGAGGCACUUGCAGCACUUGAGGCUGCCACAGCAGGAGAAGAUUCAGAGGAGGAGGAAGAGGGCUAUUAGAAGACAAUCAAUAUACUCCUAAGGUUCUCUCCAGGAUUUGUGAGAAAUGCUACAAUGCAGGCUCAGUCUUUGAGGACAACAGUUGUGGGUCUUUGCCCAGGACAUCUACAACUGGAAGGAGUGUGUUAUCAAGUUGAGUGAGUUACUUAGCAAAAGCAGCUGCUGCAGUCCCAGUUGCUGCAUCUUCUCCAAGAUAUUGCUGCGGUACUUACAUCAUCCAGACUAAUGCUUUUGUGCCAGUGAUCUAUGCCACAGUGAACAGACAAUAGAUCAAUAUUUAUUGGCAGGUCUCAGGGUGAUUUGCAAUAGAUUGGCAAGGGCUUCCAGCUCCCACCCUUGAUUUUGUUUACAGCAACAGCAAACGGAUUCUUUCGUGACUGCUGAAAUGAAGAAAACUUGGGGCCACCAGGAAUAGACCUUUGUGUGAAUGAGAUUGUUGGCUCAGCCCAGUUCUGGUACAGAACAGGCAUUCCUUGACUCAGAAGGCACUCGGGCAAUCCUCUUUCAUUUCCUCUUUUUGCAGAAAACUAUCCUGAGUCUGCCAUUCUCUCCUCGCGCUCCUCCACUUCACCCACCUCCACUCCAUAUUGUCUGCUAGUCAAGGCAGUUUGCUGAGAGGAUGGUGGUGCCAGCUGUAACAAAUACCAGAAAGAAAAAGGAAAGGUUGCUAUAGAUCUUUCACACAGAAAGAACGCUAUUCAGAACACUUAUAUGUUGGUCAAAUUCUCUUUGACAAAAAAGCAGGAUAUUCUUGGUUAGCGAAAGCAUUCCACGUCCCUUUGGGGCAGAAACAAAAAAAAGUAUGUUGAAUCUUUAUCCUGCCACACAUCCAGAUUAUACAGGAAUUUUCUUGAUCCUCCAGGGCUCACAUGCACUGGGACAUUCCACUUGUCUCAAAGCGAACCUGCAAAAUAGUCAGUUUUAACUAACUGUUGGCCAAACCUACCAACAGAAUUUUCUUCUCCAAAUUUUCAGCUAUGCCAAAAAAAAAAUCCUCUCCUUUUCUACUUUUUUUUAAGUUUAGGGGAGGGCAAUGUAUUCCAGGCAGCAGUGUUGGCUUGUUUAUUUACACUACACUCAGCAACAGCAUUACUCAGUUAAAUCUGAUUGAAUGCAUAAAGUGGGCCCUUGGUAUCCACUGCAGUUUGGUUCCAGGAUUCCCAGUGGAUACCAAAAACCUUCGAUACUCAAGUCUCAUUAUAUAAAAUGGCAUCAUAACAUGGUGUCCCUUAUAUACAUGGUGAAACUAAGGUUUGCUUUUAGGAAUGAAAAGGCAGAGAAAGAUUUUCAAGCUGUGGAAGGCGGAUCAAUUGACGCAAAAUCCAAAGAUAUAGAGCAGUUGUUCCCAACCUGUGGGCCGCGGCUCACUGGUGGGCCGUGAAACCUAAAAUAAGGUCUACAAGACAUGCAGGGAAAAUCAGCUCUAGAUUAUUAAAUAUGGUUUUCUUUGGGUGAACAGAUGGUGACAACUUUGUGUGUGUGUGUGUGUCAGGAGCGACUUGAGAAACGGCAAGUCGCUUCUGGUGUGAGAGAACUGGCCAUCUGCUAGGACAUUGCCCAGGGGACGCCCGGGUGUUUUGAUGUUUUUACUAUCCUUGUGGGAGGCUUCUCUCAUGUCCCCGCCUGGAGCUGGAGCUGAUAGAGGGAGCUCAUCCGCACUCUCCCCGGGUGGGAUUCGAAUCUGGCAGCCUUCAGUUCACCCAAUCUUCAAGUCACAAGGCUUUAAUCUACUACGCCAUCCAGCAACUGGAUGGCAUAUGUUCUGUAUCAGAAACUAGAGCAGAUGUGGUCUAUCCAAUGCUAUUUUCUGAAUCAGCACCCUAAAUAACCGAAUUGAAUCUAAAGUUGACCAAAAACUGAUUCGUAACCCUUUUGGAACUAAUUUUGGAGAGCGGUCCAUGGUCAAAGUGGUCCCUGGCCAAGAAAAGGUUGGGAAUCACUGAUACAGAGGGUUAACCGUAUGCUGUUUUGAUGUUGCAUCCACAAUUCAGUCACUUCUGAUUAUAUGUGUGAUUGAGAAACCAGUCACAGCCCAGGAGGUCAGGGAGAAAGGAUGGUGCCUUAUAAUAUUAGAAAAACAAAUGAAAAAAUUUAGCCUGUGUGUGCCUUGACAAAACAUCUACACUGUAAUUGUUGAUUUCUACCCAAAAAUCAAAUCGAAGAAUAUUUUGCUUAGUGUUAGUUUUAUGUAUUUUUAUAAACCCUUUUUAAAAAAUCACACCAAAUGCUAAAUAUUCCAAAGUACAUCAAAUUUAACCUAACACAGGUUUCUUCUCUGCAGGUGUUCAAUUUCAUUAUCACUAUGUAACAAAAUUUGAAAAUUGUUUCUGUUCCUGAUUUCCUGCUUAAUUGUGCAGUACUGUACUUACUUUGAAAGCAGUUGUUAUACUCCAGAAACUUCAUUUUUGUGGCUGCCACUGUUAGGAUUUCCUGGGUGUUAGAGGAAGCCUAGGGGCCUCUGGUGGCACAGUGUGUUAAAGCGCUGAGCUACUGAACUUGUGGACCAAAAGGUGCCAGGUUCAAAUCCCAGGAGCAGAAUGAGCGCCCACUGUUAGCCCCAGCUCCUGCCAACCUAGCAGUUUGAAAACAUGCAAAUGUGAGUAGAUCAAUAGGUACUGCUCAGGUGGGAAGGUAACGGCGCUCCAUGCAGUCGUGCUGGCCACAUGACCUUGGAGGUGUCUAUGGAUAACGCCGGCUCUUCGGCUAAGAAAUGGAGAUGAGCACCAGCCCCCAGAGUCAGUCAUGACUGGACUUAACAUCAGGGGAAACCUUUACCUUUACCUUUAGAGGAAGGAAAACUACCCGAAAACAGCAGAGCAUCCAAAAUAUGAACAAAACAGGAUAUAGUUGAGCAUUCAGCUCACAGCAAGCAGAGCGAGAAGUGCCAUGUGGCUGUACAGAAUUUACAGCUUAGGAGACAAAGAUCCAGAGUUAAAUCUUUAAAUGAGAAAAGGUUUAUUCAGCAAAAUAAUAAAUGUAUUUCUUAAUAGUAAAGAACUGAGUCCUAGCUCUUCUGUAACUCCAUCUCUUCCUAGGGUUCAAAAGAGAGGGGAAAAUCUCCAAACACUACAUCUCUCCUGACACACUAGCAGAGAGCGAUCUCAACACAGCACAUAGCAAGAUGUAAAAAUAAAAGGUCAAAGACAAAAGGCAUGUAUCCAUUCUACACAGCCAAUCAGAAUGAGAGUAGAAACAGAGAGGAGAGAAGAAAUAGAUACAUUCCAACUGUCAUUCAGGAGAUAAGGGGAAGGGAUUUCCCUCAGCCUAUUCUAAACUAACUAACACAGUGGUUCUCAAUCUGUGAGUCCCCAGGUGUUUUGGCCUACAACUCCUAGAAAUCCCAGCCAGUUUACCAGCUGUUAGGAUUUCUAGGAGUUGGAGAUCAAAACAUCUGGGGACCCACAGGUUGAGAACCACUGAACUAACUAUUCCUCAUUGAGGACUGGAGACUUGGACAGUGUGGGGUUGAACUCCAAUAUCUACAAACUAUGUUGAAUUAGUUGAAACCAUUGAAAUACUCUAGCAAAAUGUGCUGCAAGAUGCCCAUAAAACAUUUUUUUUGCAAUUUAAUAAACUUUUCUGUUUUUCUGAUAGAACCAAUUAGGAAAUGGCAUUUAUAACCCAUGAACAAAAGUCAUGUUACAUAGUGUUAUUCCUUCUCCCACCAAAGCUUAAUGGUGCUACUUCUCCUUCCAUCUGUAUGUAUACACAGCAGGAAUGUGUCAAUUUAGUCAUGCUGCCGAAGUGCAUCAUUGUCCUUACCACAAAUUCUGACACGUCAAUUUUCAGCACCGACUUGCCAGAGAAAAGCAUGCCGUAGCUUCCAAGCACAAGAGAUUCUUGCUAUAAAAUUAAACCACACAAGAGCAAGGGAUUUGUAUGCUGCAGUCUGGAGUGUGACUAAGUGCAAAUUAACAUGGAACUCAAAUUACACACGCUUGCGAGCAAAUGACAAGUCUUGACAUGCAUUGGUAUGACUACAUUUCUCUUUAUUCGCAAGAAGAAUGUAUGGAAGGAGUCCAUGAAAAGCAUUGUUGGGCAUGACCUAAAAGCUCCCUGUCUAAUAUACAUCACCGUCACGUGGCCCAGUAUCGGUGCACAUAAACUGUAAAAUAAGAUGCCUGUUCCUUGCCAAAAUUCCUCCCUGAAGAGCUUUGUUGUUUGAAUUGUGUGUCUACAGCAAAUCAAAAUCAUUUCCAAAUAUAAUAAAUUUGUCGUUUUCAA
Molecule: messenger RNA, 5723 nt
Organism: Anolis carolinensis (green anole)
Lineage: Eukaryota; Metazoa; Chordata; Lepidosauria; Squamata; Anolidae
Gene: pgcka1
Product: chromosome 5 C4orf19 homolog
Exons: 4
Coding region: 543-1499 (318 amino acids)
Source: RefSeq, a predicted model, not a curated record